AACUCCAACUUGACUCCAAUGCCAUUCUCCAACUCACUCCCGAGAGCUCAAGAUCAUCUCCUCCAUUCCUCUUCCUUUGCAUUUUUAUUCUCGACAUUGUCUAGAGUCUGAAGGAUGUCCAGAGUGAUGAAGUUGAACACCGGCCAAGAAAUGCCAAUCUUGGGCUUAGGAACCUGGCAUCACGGCAAAGAGAAAGGAGAAAUGGCCAAAGCAAUGAGCUUUGCCAUUAAAAAUGGUUACCGCCAUAUUGAUUGUGCCCACAUUUACUUGAACGAGACGGAACUUGGCGAAGAGUUUGACCGCAUAAUCGGUAAAGAUAUUCAACGUGAGGAACUCUUCAUUGCUGGCAAGCUUUGGAGCACUCAUCAUGAACCUGAAAGAGUGGAAGAAGGCUGUCGAAAUAGCUUGAAGGCCUUAAAUCUCGACUAUUUUGACUUGUAUUACAUUCAUUGGCCUGCUGCUUUUGAGUAUGGUGAUGGAAAUCUACCCAAGGAUGAGAAUGGACGAAUCCGACACAUUGAUGUGAAUCCCGUGGAUACUUGGAAAGCCAUGGAAGACCUCGUCAAGAAGGGUUUGGUCAAAGCCAUUGGCGUUUGUAACUUCAACACCAAACAGAUGAAGGAUAUCAUGGCCAAUGCCGAGACGAAACCUGCCGUCCUGCAAGUGGAAUCCAAUCCUAGAAUGCAGAAUGAAAUAUUAAGGAAGUUCUGCCAGAAGCACGACAUUGCCAUGAUUGGGUUCUCCAGUUUCGGAUCGCCAGAUCUACCGUGGGGAGAAAAGUUGCCGCAUAUCUUGAUCGACCCAAUUUUGACGACCAUAGCCGAGAAGCACAAACGAUCAACGGCUCUUUGUGUUUUGCGUUGGCAAAUUCAACGAGGAGUAGGAGUGAUUCCCAAGAGCGUGUUGGAAACCGAGCUAUUGGAAAACCUGAAGGUUUUUGACAUGGAAUUGGACGACGACGACAUGAGGCAGAUUGAGACAAUGGAUAAAAACAUUAGGAAAAUUGUUCCCAUUGUUACACUGAAGGAUGGAACCGUGGAAUUGCGGGACUUGCACAAUAAAAACAACGGAUUUACAUUUGAGGAAACCGAAGCCGAUGCCUUGAAUUGUGCAUAAGAUUUUACAUUUAAAUUUUUUACUCCUAUGCUUGGAAAUGUUUGAAAUAUUAGACGACGAUAAAAAGAAUGAGCCAUUACCUGGAAGGCUUAAUCAUCAACCAA
This is a messenger RNA of Tigriopus californicus, 1220 nucleotides long. RefSeq names its product aldo-keto reductase family 1 member A1-like. The coding region runs from base 115 to 1116 and encodes 333 amino acids. Gene Ontology annotation, molecular function: aldose reductase (NADPH) activity. The transcript is spliced from 6 exons. Lineage: Eukaryota; Metazoa; Arthropoda; Copepoda; Harpacticoida; Harpacticidae. Gene Ontology annotation, cellular component: cytosol. The record is from RefSeq and is a predicted model, not a curated record.